AUGGGUUUCCCUUACUCAAGCUCGCUUUCAACGGAUCUAUCUAAUCUGGACGACGCUGUCUUUACAGGAAGAAGAUAUGGGAUGAGCCUAACCAGCGACAACGACGAACAUUUCUCUAAUAUGCAUUUUCUUUUUAUUUCAUUCUGUCUGGCAUCAUUCGAGGAGCACAACAUUGGUUGGUUGCAACGCAGGGAUGGAUGGAUGUCUAUGUACCGACCGUCAUGGAAGUCAAGCUCACGCUGGGUCUUUUCAUUGACACUCUUCCCUGCUGAAUUAAAAAUUCCUCUACCAAAGGAGCUGGUUUUCUUGCUUUCUUGCUUGGAUGGCUCACGGAUUUCAUCUCCGCUGCUCCAAGUUCUAGUCUGUCCCAUAUUUCCCACCUAG
Molecule: messenger RNA, 384 nt
Organism: Pseudocercospora fijiensis CIRAD86
Lineage: Eukaryota; Fungi; Ascomycota; Dothideomycetes; Mycosphaerellales; Mycosphaerellaceae
Exons: 7
Coding region: 1-384 (127 amino acids)
Source: RefSeq, a predicted model, not a curated record